CGUAAAGCGCGGCUGCGUCAGUGCCGUAAAGGCUCUACUUGCGGCACUUCCGGCCGGCUGGGCCUAGGGCAGGCCGGGCCUACCCUGGCUUUGGGUCUGGAGAAGGCGCGAUACCUCGUCCUCCCGCAACGAUGGAGAUGCCGCUGCCGCCCGAUGACCAGGAGCUGCGGAACGUCAUUGACAAGUUGGCGCAGUUUGUGGCGCGGAAUGGGCCCGAGUUCGAGAAGAUGACGAUGGAGAAGCAGAAGGAGAACCCCAAGUUCUCGUUCCUUUUUGGGGGCGAGUUUUAUGGCUACUACAAGUACAAACUGGCGCUGGAGCAGCAGCAGUUGCUGUGCAAACAGACUCAAGACACAGAGGCCACUGCACAGAUCCAGCCAUUGUCACAGCCCUCUCUUCCGCCAGCUGCAGCUAUCCCAGCUCCACAAGGAGCUCCCUCUGUGGAGGAACUUAUCCAACAGAGUCAAUGGAAUCUCCAGCAGCAGGAGCAGCAUCUCCUUGCUAUGCGACAGGAACAAGUUACAUCAGCGGUAGCCCUUGCAGUUGAACAACAAAUGCAGAAAGUCUUGGAGGAAACCCAGCUAGACAUGAAUGAAUUUGAUAACUUGCUGCAGCCAAUAAUUGACACAUGUACAAAAGAUGCAAUCUCAGCUGGCAAAAACUGGAUGUUUAGUAAUGCAAAGUCUCCUCAACACUGUGAGCUGAUGGCUGGACAUCUGCGAAAUCGCAUAACAGCAGAAGGGGCACACUUUGAGCUUCGGUUACAUUUAAUCUAUCUAAUCAAUGAUGUGUUGCAUCACUGCCAGCGGAAGCAAGCACGAGAUCUUCUGGCCGCUUUACAGAAGGUGGUUGUCCCUAUAUAUUGUACUAGCUUUUUAGCUGUGGAAGAGGAUAAGCAACAGAAAAUUGCCAGACUCCUUCAGCUGUGGGAGAAAAAUGGCUACUUUGAUGAAUCAAUUAUUCAGCAGUUACAGAGCCCGGCUCUUGGACUUGGCCAGUACCAGGCAACUUUGAUCACAGAAUAUGCAUCAGUAGUGCAGCCUGUGCAGGUGGCCUUCCAGCAGCAGAUACAAACCUUGAAAACACAACAUGAAGAGUUUGUCAAUAGUUUAACACAGCAGCCACAGCCGCAGCAACAAAUACAAAUACCACCACUGGAGAGUGAGGUAAAAUCGACACCCCCGCCUCCGGCUCCAACACCUGCUGCAGCACCGCCUGCUGCUCCAGUCAGUCAAGCAGAUGAUGGCAAAUCUCAGCUUCCUCUAGCUGCUUCUGCAGAGUAUGAUGCAACAGGGGCCGGGGUGCAAGAUCCUGCAGCUGCUGGACCGCGUGGCCCUGGGCCUCAUGAUCAGAUUCCUCCAAAUAAACCACCCUGGUUUGACCAGCCUCAUCCUGUUGCACCUUGGGGUCAACAACAGCAGGGACCUCCACACUGUCCUCCAUGGAAUAACAACCAUGAAGGAAUGUGGAAUGAACAGAGAGACUCAGGAUGGAAUAACCAGCGGGAGACCCCUUGGAAUAACCAGCCAGAUCCUUCUUGGAACAACCAAUUUGAAGCACCAUGGAACAACCAACAUGAGCAGCCCCCAUGGGGAGGGGGCCAAAGGGAACCUCCAUUUCGAAUGCAGCGGCCACCCCACUUCAGAGGCCCGUUCCCUCCCCAUCAGCAACAUCCCCAGUUCAAUCAGCCCCCACAUCCACAUAAUUUCAACCGCUUCCCACCUCGCUUCAUGCAGGAUGACUUUCCACCUCGCCAUCCCUUUGAAAGGCCGCCUUAUCCUCAUCGUUUUGACUACCCCCAAGGGGACUUUCCUCAAGAAAUUGGACCACCUCAUCAUCAUCCUGGGCAUAGAUUGCCUCAUCCUGGAAUUGGUGAGCAUCCUCCUUGGGGUGGGCCACAGCACCCCGAUUUUGGGCCUCCUCCACAUGGAUUUAAUGGGCAGCCUCCUCACAUGCGGAGGCAAGGCCCCCCUCACGUAAACCAUGAUGAUCCCAGCCUGGUGCCAAAUGUUCCCUACUUUGAUCUUCCUGCUGGACUUAUGGCUCCACUUGUGAAACUUGAAGAUCAUGAAUAUAAACCUUUGGAUCCUAAAGAUAUACGUCUUCCACCCCCAAUGCCCCCAAGUGAGAGGUUGCUGGCUGCAGUUGAAGCAUUUUAUAGUCCACCAUCUCAUGACAGGCCUAGAAACAGUGAAGGCUGGGAGCAGAAUGGGCUGUACGAGUUCUUCAGAGCUAAAAUGAGAGCUAGACGGAGGAAAGGUCAGGAGAAGAGAAAUAGUGGGCCAUCUCGAUCUCGCAGUAGGUCUAAAAGCAGAGGUCGUUCCUCCUCACGAUCCAAUUCAAGAUCUUCAAAGUCAUCUGGCUCCUAUUCAAGGUCCCGAUCACGAUCCUGCUCCCGAUCACGAUCCUAUUCACGAUCACAGUCCAGAAGCAGGAGCAGGUCCCACUCUUCUCGUAGUCGGUCACGGUCACGGUCAAGAUCAAGAUCUAAAUCUUACUCCCCGGGAAGGCGGCACCGGUCCCGAUCUCGCAGUCCCACUCCUCCCUCUGCUGCUGGUUUAGGCUCUAACUCCGGGCCUCCUAUACCUGAUUCAAGACUUGGAGAAGAAAAUAAAGGGCAUCAAAUGUUAGUGAAAAUGGAUGACAAGCUUAAUUGUCACACUGGAAAGGCAGCUACUACGUUCAGCCCACAGAUAAAUGUGAGAUAACAGGAAACUAUCAUUGAACACCAAGACACGGGUCUGAUAGAUGUGUGUUCUGAGCAGACUGCUGUGUGGCUACUAGAUGUGUGUUCUGAGCAGAUUGCUGUGUGGUGGAGAGACCUGGACCAGUGACAGCAGGCGUCGGAGAAGGCUAAACUUUCCACAGCCACUGUCUUUUGCCAUAUUCUAAAUAUCAAGUGGGAAUCCAAAGUUCCUGACACUAAAGUACUUGAGAAAGCAAAACUGCCAAGUCUAAUCGCUAGUCUCAAACACCGACCUCUCCAUUGGCUUAGUCACCUGCAGCGUAUGAACAAUGGAUGCUCCAAGGCCACUAGGCUGACCUAGGCUCAGGUUCAAGGUCAUUUGCAAGAGGGACUUGAAAACUUUCAACAUCAACACUGCAAGCUGGGAAGCUGCUAGCAACAGGUCACACUUGGAGGGCUGUGCUGCAUCAGGAAGCUGGAGGCUGAAGAGAAGUAGCUAAGAGAGAGGAAAGCAAAGAGCGAAGAGGAAAGACCAGCAGAUCUGAAAUGCUAGUAGUGUGCUGUCUUCAUCUUCUGGCCCUUUGUCUUACGCCUGCAUUGUUCAUGGAAAGACUUCAAGGAUUAGACAUUUUAGCCACUCAUAAUGCUGCAGCAUGACAUACACUAACUGAACUACUUUGGUGUUUACACCAUUCUUUUGAGAGGGAUGGUUGCCAUAUAUAUCUGUAUAAAGCACCCAGGACUAAAUGCAUUUCAUAUAGAAUCAUGUAGGGCCUCGAGGUCAUCUAGUCCAUCACCAUGCUGAGGUAGGAGCAAGUAUAUCUAGACCAACCCUGACAGGUGUUUUGUUUAACCUAUUCUUAAAAACCUUCAAUUGUGGGGAUUUCACAACUUCCCUUCGUAACCUAUUCCAGCACUUAACUAUCCGUAUAGUUCAGAAGUUUUUCCUAAUAUCUAACUUAAAUCUCUCUUGCUGCAAAUUACUUCUUGUCCUAUCUUCAGUGGUCACGGAGAACAAUUGAUCACUGUCCUCUUUAUAACAGCUCUUAAUGUAUUUCAGAUGAAGACUGUUAAUGUGUAGGUGAAUUGUGUGACUGUAGGCCUAUUGCACCCAAGGAGCUCUGAAAAUAACUGGUACCCCCUGCAAUCGUGAGUGAGAGAAGGGAUUGAGAGGUCGUAACUUCCCUGCCUUUGCUAAUAGUAAAUGAAACCAGCCAUGCAUUUCAUUGUCCACCUUAUUUUUGGCCUAGGUUGCAAAAGGCUGAGACUGGGGUAGGUUGUUUUGGAGCUUCUGUUGUAAACUGUUUCAUCUUACAGCCUUGUCAGAAACAGUAUUAACACUGUUUUAUUGCAGCUCUUUAAGUACUUAUAUGGCCCCUAUUGUCAUAAUUGAUAGAGCCACUCAUACUAACAAAUUUAUCCUGACUCACCCCUUGUAAGGUAGAGAAGUACUACUAAUAAUCCCCAUUUUACAGAUGGGGAAGUGAGGCACAGAGAGAGUAAGUGACAUUCUGAAGGUUGCAGAGCAAGCCUGGUAGAGCGCAAGCUUGAAUCUAGAACUCCUGAACCCUAGGCUAAUGCUCUAACUGUUGGGACUAACCUUCCUUCUAACAUAUUAGAAUGCCAAAUCUUGCAGUCCUGCUCUUGACUGCUUCAUGUGUAAUAAUUUUUUAGUUGGAAAUACAGACCUCUCCUUCUAAUGAUUAUCUACUUUCCUCCUCCCCAAACUGUCCUGCAGCAGGCAGUUGUUCAUCAGUCACUCAUAUAGGUUCUAAACUGGUUUUAUGCACACCUUCAUAACAGGGCUAGCUUAAGGCAAUACAGGGCCAUAGUCACCUUGUUAUACACCCCCACCUGCCAGUCCUACUACCAUGUUGAGUGGUAGUUGAAGGGGCCCUCAUUCCCUUCCAGAGAAGCAGGGGGUAUGCCAUGGGCGUGGCAGCAAGGGGACUCCCCACACUAGGUACUUGCUCCAGUAGACAAAAUAUAUCUGAUGGUUGAGUGGGAAGGUGGAGCCCACUGCACUCCUCCUCGCGCACACAGUGGUGUCAGGUGGUGUCAGUGCCUCCCAUUCUCCACAAAGCCGCAGGUCUUGAGAUGAACGGGACAGUUCACCCUUCUCGGAGCUGUUGUUUCAGGCUGUGUCAAGCUUCUUGUACACGAUUUCCUCACUUUUGUUUCCUGUACAAUUCACACUCUACUGAAUUCAAUAACAAGA
Messenger RNA from Caretta caretta (loggerhead turtle), 4904 nucleotides. The record is from RefSeq and is a predicted model, not a curated record. NCBI's taxonomy places the organism in Eukaryota, Metazoa, Chordata, Testudines, Cheloniidae.